AUGGAUCUUCUCAGUCAGUUGCAGCGACAGCUCGCCGAUUUCACAGCUUCUUUGUAUCGAGAGGGUUUUGUGGACGAUCAGUUUACUCAGCUGCAAAAGCUGCAAGAUGAGAGCAGCCCUGAAUUUGUGGUGGAGGUUGUCUCUCUGUUCUUUGAAGACUGUGAAAAGCUCGUUAACAAUAUGGCCAAAGCCCUAGAACAGCAGGUUGUGGACUUCAAACAGGUGGAUUCUCAUGUCCAUCAACUGAAAGGUAGUAGUUCCAGCAUAGGUGCAGCAAGAAUUAAAAAUGUUUGCAUUGCCUUCAAAACUUUUUGUGAAGCCCAAAACCGGGAAGGGUGUUUGAGAUGUCUGCAACAAGUGAAUCAUGAACACGCUCAAUUGAAGACCAACCUUCAAACUUUAUUCACGCUGGAGCGACAGAUCGUGGCAAAUGGGGGGUCAAUUCCUGCAAUGCAAUAA
Dovyalis caffra is the source of this 459-nucleotide messenger RNA. NCBI's taxonomy places the organism in Eukaryota, Viridiplantae, Streptophyta, Magnoliopsida, Malpighiales, Salicaceae. The record is from the annotation of a GenBank genome assembly.